CCUUGGGCCGCCCUAUAAGGCACUGUACUCACUCAAAGACCUGUCUAACCCUGUCACACUAACUCGAUCUUUUUUUAUUAACCAUUGCUUCCUUUUUGGACCUUUUCUAUUCAGGUUUAUUGUAUUCAUUCGUUCAGAAAAUCUCUAAAAGAACCUGAUCCAGCAUGAAGUCGACUUUAUGCCGUUUGGCAAAAGCUACAAAAGCGAGUAAGAAAACCGGCCCCGGUGUUCGUGAUGAGUCUGUGCAGCUUUUGAGAAGUACAUUGUAUGAAACUCCUUAUAAAACCACUUUACACAUGGACAAGGAAUCGUGGAAAAAGCAUGAAAUUAUCAAUAGAGCCUGGGGCAUACAUCAGAGUAGGAAGCAAAAAGAAAUCAAAAAUUUAUAUGACAAGCAAUUUCAAGCUAUGCAAGAAGCCUGCGAAGAGCUUCGCUUAACCAGCGAAAAUUUGUUUAAUGCCGCUAUGACCGGAUCAAAGAGUCGGAGAUUCCCUAUUCAGACACGGAUACCCACAGAAACUCCUCCAAGAGCUGUGAAUUAAUUUUUGGUUUAGCAUGUGUUUCAUGUUUUACAAUUUUUGCAACAGAGGUGCACAACUUUAGAGCGAGUGUGAAUUGGUACAAUAAAUUCAUGGGCCUUUUCUCUUUGCUAAACAUUUAAUUACAGGAAAGCGUCAUAGAAAUGUGUUUAAAAUAAAGCCAUAAUAUUAUUAAGUAAAAGUUUUUCCCCUCAUACA
Messenger RNA from Schizosaccharomyces octosporus yFS286, 737 nucleotides. Its product is annotated as ribosomal protein subunit L28. NCBI's taxonomy places the organism in Eukaryota, Fungi, Ascomycota, Schizosaccharomycetes, Schizosaccharomycetales, Schizosaccharomycetaceae. Gene Ontology annotation, molecular function: structural constituent of ribosome. The coding region runs from base 165 to 542 and encodes 125 amino acids. The record is from RefSeq and is a predicted model, not a curated record. Gene Ontology annotation, biological process: mitochondrial translation. The transcript has a single exon.